AUGCCAAACAGCCGGGUAACGCGCGCGUGCGCAGAAGGGACGACCAGCAGGUGGCGCUCACGGGCGCUGUGGGCAGCCGGCGUGGGCCCCCGAUGUUGCGAGGGACUGCGAGCGCAACUCGGACUUCACGACAAGACGGAAAUCAGCCCUGGACCCGAGCGCACGACAGACGGCAGUUACAGUGAUGCAGUGAGCUGGGUGCGCGGACACCCCAGCCAUCCAGAAACGCCCCCCAACAUCUACGAGGGGGGGCUGGGGGCCCAGCAGCUGCAGUGCCCCAGCGCCCCAGGAAGCAAGCCCAAGAACUUCCGGCUGCGCCACCUCCGGGCCCUGGCCCUCUACCUGCCGGCCCACAUGCAGCCCACCGGUCAGGCUGAGAGCCACUGGCUGGGCCGGCUCAUGGCCGGGGGCUGCCUGCCUUGGCCCGGAGGCCUGGCCCGGGCCCUGGACCCGCCACGGGGGACUCUGGGCCCAGGGACCCACCACUGCCCGGCCCUUCUGGAAGCCCAGCUGCCCAGGGGCAGCCUGGGAAGUCCAGCCUCCAGUUCCAGCCCGGACCCAGCCAGGCGAGCCCCCACCCAGCUCGGUCCCCUCAAGGGCUUGGGGCUCAGACCCAAGAGGUCCUGGGGGGCCUUGGAGGAGUCCACAUGUCCCUUGGCCAAGAGAACCCGGGCUGGGGCCCUGGAGACGCCAUAGGGAGCCAGAGGGCCAGGGCUGGGGCCCCCAGCUCCGGGACAGGAGGGGGAGCAGGUCCCCAGAGGACCAGCUAGGGCCCGGGGAGCCCCCGCAGCCACCUCGUCCAGGUGGGCUGCCCAGCACCUGGGAGAAGGCACAGGGCCAGGAGGAGGCCUGCGGGUGCAGGAGAAAUGGAGCUGUGCCCUGGCAGCGGGCUCAGCCCCCGGCGCCCAGAGGCCCGGCUGAGCAGAGAAUGGGG
Choloepus didactylus (southern two-toed sloth) is the source of this 934-nucleotide messenger RNA. RefSeq names its product chromosome 21 C16orf90 homolog (gene C21H16orf90). NCBI's taxonomy places the organism in Eukaryota, Metazoa, Chordata, Mammalia, Pilosa, Megalonychidae. Bases 1 to 696 code for a protein of 231 amino acids. The transcript has 4 exons. The record is from RefSeq and is a predicted model, not a curated record.